UGGUGCCUCAAGUACGCAUGACGUUAUUGUCUGCCUCUGUGUGUAUGUGAUUUCUCAGACAAGUUUAUUGCAAUUUCGAAUCACAACGUUCACAGUCAACAUGGCAGCCGCAGCGCCUAAUCCGGAGGAUUCGAACCGAGGCGGCUGCAGUACCGGCACAGCCAGCGCCCUCGCUGGGGACGGAGACUCGGAGGAGGCCGAGGAUUUCGGCUCGUCCUCCCACUGCUCGGAACUGUCUCGUCGGCAGAAUGAACAGAGAAAGCUUGGGCUGUUCUGCGACGUGACUCUGGCUUUUAGCAGCGGGGCGAUCACCGGGAGUGUGCCGUGCUGCGAGUUCUCUGUUCAUCGCUCGGUGCUGGCCGCAGCAACAGAUUACUUCACUCCGCUCCUCGGUGGACAGUUUUCGGAGUCACUGUCUGGACGAGUGGAAAUGAAGGAAUGGAGUUCUGAAAUGGGGCCAGACCCGGAGACGGUGGAAAGCGUUAUACAGUAUAUGUACACCGGGGAAAUACGGGUCAGCACUGCUAACGUUCACGAGGUGCUGGAGCUCGCUGACAGGUUCCUUCUGCUACAGCUGAAGGAAUUCUGUGGUGAGUUCCUGAAGAAGAAGCUGAAUCUUACCAACUGUGUGGCAGUGCACAGCCUGGCACAUAUGUAUACCCUUGACCAGCUGGCCUUGCGUGCUGCCGACAUGAUCCGCCGCAACUUCCACAAGGUCAUCCAGGAUGAGGAGUUCUACACCCUGCCUUUCCACCUGGUGCGUGACUGGCUGUCUGACACUGAGAUCACCGUGGACUCCGAGGAGGUGCUCUUUGAGGCAAUCGUAAAAUGGGUGCAACGCAACGCUGAAGAGCGGGAGAAGUACUUUGAGGAGCUGUUCCGUCUCUUGCGGCUUCCCCAGAUAAAGCCCACCUAUCUGACUCGGGUGGUCAAGUCCGAGCGGCUUGUGUCCAACAAUGAGGCCUGCGUCAGGUUGGUGUCAGAGGCCGUGGAAGGCUACGCCCUCCGUUUUGAAAACCUUAAGCCGGCUGACCUGGAGUUCUGGACAUCGUACGUGGCAUCCUUCCAGCCACGCUUCGGCCAGAACAUGGACGUGAUCAUGGUGGUGGGCGGGGUGUCAGAGGGCGGCGACUACCUGAGCGAGUGUGCGGGCUACUUCAUCUACGAGGACCGCUGGGUCAACCUACCACACAUACACAAUCACCUGGAUGGCCAUGCCAUCGCCACCACCGAGUCGCACGUCUACGUUGCAGGGUCCAUGGAACCAGGCUUCGCCAAGACUGUAGAGCGGUACAACCCCAACCGCAACACCUGGGAGCAGGUGAACAACCUGACCACACGCAAGCACUCCUUCGGCCUCACCUGCGUCAAGGACAUCGUCUACAGCAUCGGAGGCCACGGCAACUUCAGCCCUGGCUUCAAGGACGUGAGCGUGUAUGAGCCAGAGAACGACAGGUGGCACAACCUGGAGUCAGCACCAAAGAUUCUCCGGGAUGUGAAGACGGUGAGUGUGGAGGAUCGCUAUGUGUAUGUGACGGCGCGCACGCCGGUGGACACAGAGAACGAUGAUGGACUGAAGACCAUCACCACACGCUACGACACAGAGAGCCGGCAGUGGCAGGAGGUGGACUCGCUACCGCUCAUUGACAACUACUGUGUCUUCCAGAUGGCUGUGAUGCCCACCAACUUCUACCACACGGCUUCCUGCUGCCCCAAGAGCUACUCUGUGCAGGAUGAGGUGGCCCGGCAGAAGAUCAGCAGCCGCAUCUCUGACGAGAUCCUGGAGACCCUGCCGCCGGAAGUCACCACCAUCGAGGGGGCCGCCAUCUGCUACUUCGGAGAGGACGUCUUCAUCAUCGGUGGCUGGAAGAACAGCGACGACGUGGACAAGCAGUACCGCAAGGAGGCCUACCGUUACUGCGCCGAGAGGAAGCGCUGGAUGCUGCUGCCGCCCAUGCCCCAUCCGCGUUGCCGCGCCACUGCCUGCCACGUCCGCAUCCCCUACCGCUUCCUGUACGGCUGCCAGCACUACCCCAUGCCCCAGAACCUGGCGCGGCAGCGGGACCGCAUGCAGCAGAUGCAGCAGCUGCACCGCCGCACGCUCACACUGCGCAGGCAGCUGCAGUCGCAGAUCGAGUGCUGAAGUUCACCUUCCCAUACUCGGGGGUAAAGUUGCACAAAACUCACAACCUCCAUCUCUCAGUGUCAC
Messenger RNA from Megalops cyprinoides (Indo-Pacific tarpon), 2209 nucleotides. RefSeq names its product kelch-like protein 11. Lineage: Eukaryota; Metazoa; Chordata; Actinopteri; Elopiformes; Megalopidae. The record is from RefSeq and is a predicted model, not a curated record. Bases 101 to 2143 code for a protein of 680 amino acids. Gene Ontology annotation, molecular function: protein binding. The transcript is spliced from 2 exons.